AUGUCACAACAGUCAAAGAAGAACGCGGAGCAUAUGGAGUGGGAACAACAGGAGGGAGACGGAGGAAACAACCGUGGAAGCAAAGGAAUCGUUGAAGAAGGAGGAAAGUGGGGAGACGGGCUGGAACCGGAAGAACAGGAUGUGCUGGAAGCGGCGGAAAAGUCGAGGAAGAGUGCUGCAACUCUGGGAGACGGGAACUCGACGCAGGUAUCACUCAGAGAGAGAAAAAAGCUAGUGUUAGCGUUCGCUGAGUUUGUCGGUAGCGGUGAGAAGUUGAUGGAAGACAUGCGGGAACAGAUAUACAGAUAUACGAAUUUAACUGCGCGAGUGAGAGACGUGGUUCUGAAACCGGUGCAACAGUUCGUGGAACAACUAGCGAAGCGGCACAGAGAGCUAGACAGUGGGAAAUGGGAGAGAAUAGUUAUGAGAAUGAUGAGGGAUCACGGAAUUGAAAAUUUCAGCGAGUUGCAGGCAGCUAUUAGUGGCGCGGGUCGCAAAGAAAGAGUAGCAGAUGAGGAAGUGGAGAAAAGUGAUAAUGAGUGGAAAUUUUUGCAGGAAAAUUGGGAGCGCCAAAACGACGAGUUGAGACAACGAUUGGAGAAGGCCAGAGCCGAAGCAGAAGACUUGCAACUGCAAUUGGAUGCAGUCCAAAUAGAGAAAGAAGGGUGUGAGAAGGAAAUGGAAAGACUGGAAAGGGCAUGGAAGCUGGAGAGGAAAACGGCGAAGGAACUGCGGCAAAUGAUGGAGCAGUCAACAGGUAAAGAAAAAAGAGACCAGGAAAGAAGUAAAUUGGUGAUUCAGGAGCGCUACAGGAGGCCCGGAACACAAUCGGUCGAUUCGAGAGGAUCAUCGAGUGCAUGGCCAGAGCCAGAGAGCCAAAAGAGAGGUGAGGCGAAGAGAAACGGAAUUAUGGGAAGAAGGGAAAUAGAAAGUGAAGAUGGCUGGCGGAAAAAAGUAGAAGACUGGGAUUUCACAAGCGGCGAUUAUGUUGGUAUGCCUAGAGACAGUAUGGGAAGAGAGCGCGAGAGUGUGAAGCUCAAAGAGACAAGCGGUGCAAGGAAAGGGAAAAGUGAAACGGGCUCCAGUGUGUCGAAGGGAAGUAGCUCAAAGAUGAUACAGUGCCUAAAUAAGCUAAUGAGAGCGAACGUGUUGCCAGAGCCAGCGGUGUUUGAUAAGAAAGGAGAAGUAAAAGAGUUCAAACGGUCGUUUUUGUUGAAAUAUCGGCACGUGACUGAAAGGGAUGAAGAUUUGUUGGCAAUAUUGGAAGAUAAGUUUCUGAAAGGGGCAGCGAGAACACUCUUUAAGUCGCUUCCGAAAAGAUUCGAGCGUCCAAUUGAAGAGUUGUUCAAAGAAUUUGCUGAAAAGUUGAAAAGGAGACAGGGAGACAGAGAAGCGGAAGCAUACAAUGAGUUCGAAGAUUUAAGGCGAAGGCCGAGACAGCGAAUGUGGGAGUACUGUAUAGAAGUAGAGAAAUGGUCCCGAAUAGCGUUCCCAGAGAUGGAUGAGGAGACGUUGUCGCAGCUACGAGUGACGAAGCUCAUGAAGGCGUUGCGAGAUGACCAGAUGAUGCAGAAGCUCAUGAACAUGAAAAGACAUGAAGUUCCUAAGAGGGAACAAUAUGAGUUUAUCAAAGACAUUGUGCUUCAGCAAGAGAAUGAGGAUAACAGAAGACAGGGGUUCAGGAAAGCAGACAGACCAGCGAAGAGCGAGUGGCAGGGAAAAAAAAAGUCCGCAUAA
Caenorhabditis briggsae is the source of this 1737-nucleotide messenger RNA. RefSeq names its product Protein CBR-RETR-1 (gene Cbr-retr-1). The coding region runs from base 1 to 1737 and encodes 578 amino acids. NCBI's taxonomy places the organism in Eukaryota, Metazoa, Nematoda, Chromadorea, Rhabditida, Rhabditidae. The transcript has a single exon. The record is from RefSeq and is a predicted model, not a curated record.